Messenger RNA from Fimicolochytrium jonesii, 2190 nucleotides. RefSeq lists its product as uncharacterized. Bases 173 to 1918 code for a protein of 581 amino acids. NCBI's taxonomy places the organism in Eukaryota, Fungi, Chytridiomycota, Chytridiomycetes, Spizellomycetales, Powellomycetaceae. The record is from RefSeq and is a predicted model, not a curated record. The transcript has a single exon.
UCCAAGGGUCCGUCCCACUGCUACUACGUAUUCCUGCCAACUGAAGCAUCAGCCUUCGUCGUCGUCGUCGUCUCUAUCUAUCGCCUUCCAUUCCCCUCGCUUCGUAUCCUCCUCCUCCUCCUCCUCGUCCUCCUCCUCCUCCUGCGGCGAACGCACACUCCCUCUGUCAGGGAUGCCGUUGCUCAGAAAACGGCAAGUGCCGCCACCAGUUGUCAUCCCCCCGCCAGUCGACACCCUCGAGCCAUUCUUCCAUAUAACCUCCCGAGCCGUCGCAGCUCCGCCUACACCAACAAUAACGCCGCUAUCCGCCACAACCACCACCAUAUUCUCCCCGCUUCCGCAAGCCGUGCCAACGUCAUUCAGGCUCGUUGGGUUCCCGAACACACCACCGACCCCAACAGCAACUCCUCCUAUCACACCUCUCACAGUCCCUAUCUACAAGCAACCCACUCCCUUCAAAGACGCCGCCGCAGAGGCUGCCUCGCCUUCAACACCCUCCCCAGUCGGAAAAUUGCAAGCACCAUGGUUCGACGCCAGCGACGACCUCGCGCACUUUUCAGGUGUGCUCCGUGGGAACGGCGGCUAUUCCGCCGCUUUUGCACUAGGUAUAGCGACUCUACUGGUUGCAGUUGGCUCGCUUCUCGCUGCGUGGGUAUCGAAACGGAAUACCACUCCGGUGUCGUGGAAAGUGCUGGACCAGCGGAAAAUGUCGAUGCAGUUGGGUACAGAUGGCGGCGGGCCGAGCGGUAGAGAGCAUAGACUGAGCGUGCACAAUAAGCGGAUGUCGAGGAUCUCAAUCGGACCUUACAGUGCGAACUCGGCCGGUGGUGGUGGUGAGAGUCUGGCCUACCGACCGUUCCCGAGCCGCUCGCAUACCGUAGGAUACGGCGGGGCGAGCUCGCGAGCUAGAUCUAAAAGCGAGCCCAAUGUGCCCCUGAACGGCGGCGUGGAGAUGAGCGUCCUGCAGACCCCGCCCCCAUCCCCGUCACCGCGCUCGCCGAUGCGUUCUCCCCACCGCCAUCAUCAGCAGAACUCGUAUUUCCCGGAUCAAAGCCAAUACUACCCCUCCAGCCAUUCCCGACAACAAUCCUCCAGCUCCACCACCGACCCAGCCGCCGCCUACAAGAACCGCCGCGUCUCCUUCGUCGGCAAAACCACCCACCCGUUCAAUUCACCCGCGCCCCCUAUGCCCCCCGUCCCCCCGCGGCGCAAGGCGUCUCUCAAUGGCUCCAACCCCAUCACAAACAACAACACAUACACCCCGCGCUCAACCUCCACAGACACCGACCGCCACCCAGGCUCCCUCUCCGCCCUCUCCACCCACACCGCCCCCGCCUCUUCUCCGGACGAACACCCACCGACGGAUACCAUCGGCCCGCUGACCUACUCCACGCAGGAUUCUAGCAACACGGGCAAGAAAAACAGGUUCUCAUUGUUGAGUAAGAAACGCAUGAGCUGGUUUACCUUUGCGGGGGUCAGUUCGACGAAUCUGUUGAGCGGGGAUGAUGUCGAAGGCCAACAACACCCGCUUCCACAUCACCAACAUGAUCAACACCGGCAUCACCACCAUCUGACGAACAGAGACCACCCACACCAGCAACAACAACAACAACCACCCCUCCACAUCCACCCCAUCCGCCGCCCCGGCACCUUCGUCGUCGCCGCCGCCGACCAGACCGCCCAGUCCGACACCGACGAGUACUACUACUUCGACGAUUACUACCACCCGGGAGACCAGCCGACGACCACCCAGGAGUCGUAUAACCCGGCGGAUGAUGGGAAUGGGAGUGGGUCUGGAAGGGACCGACGCGCACGCGCACAUUCUGCGGCGCUCUCGACGACCAGCGGCAAGAAUGUCCGCAAUUCGUGGUGGUAUGACGAGGCGGUGUGGAAUGAUGUGGAAGUCGUCGACGAAUAGGUAUGCCGUCUUCUCAAACAUUUGGGUAGAAGGGAAUGGACAUACACCCCGGACAAUAUGGACUCGGACGGUUGAUAUUAGCUAGACAGUGGGGUUUAGUUUGCGGACAACUUUUCUUUCUUACGGCGUACUGUGCGUAUUUUCUGUUCUUGAGAUGGUGUGGUAUGAUAUGUAGUCAAAAAUUGAAAUCAGUAAACGUUGUGAAACGGCGGGGCGGAACUGUGACCCCCGGUGUAGCUUGUAGAAAUGACAUGUUGGUGUGGGAUCAGCAG